AUGGAUCACAUGUUUCUUGAUCUUGAGGCAGCAAUUGACAAUGAUGCAUUGGAGGAAGAUGAUGAUAGUGAUGACAAGGUAGCAGAAAGAUGGAUAUCAUCUGGAAGCGGGAGACAAGAACUCAACAAGAACUCAUUGAGUGUGGACUAUCAGUUGGGCACCACUGCCAAUAUUCAUGAGUUCAACAAAAAUGACUAUCCAUUAUGGAGGGUUCUUGGGUUCGUGUCAAACAUGGGACAUAUUGAGGCGACGUCGGUGUUAUAUGAAGUUACACCAGGACAUGUCGUGGUGUUGCUUAUUCCUCAAUUGAGCCUCAAACUACCUAUCAACCAAGGUCAAGCUGUUACAACCUUUCAUGGUCAUAAGCUACUAGAAGGAUUUCUGCUGAAGAAGAUAUCCUCUUAUGGAAUCAAGGAAGCCACCAGUAUAGAUCUGUCUGUUGCAGUGUGGGAUGCGAGUACAUCAACAGCCAUUGAGACAACCUACUGGGACCUGUGCAAGGAUUUUUCACCAGGAGAUUUCAUUGUAGCCACUGUAGAUGCACUCAAAGGACAUCAAGGAUGGGUCAUUGAGGUGCAUGAGUUAAACAAUAUUGAAGUAGUUGUUCUAGAAUGGAACACUGACAGGAACCAAAUGACGAUAGAGAGGGUGUACCCUACGAAUACAUUACAGAAUGCAGAAACACUCAUGCAUGAGAGAAAGCUGUUCGAUAGCCACAUGCUACUGAGCAAGAUAACAAACCUGCAAGAAAGAGAGAGAAGCACAUCACCAGUUCGUGGAUGCACACCACCUUUCAAGGGAGAACAUCCACCAUCCUCUGAAAUUAUCACAAUGGAAGAUGCAGCAUGGAAUCCAAGGGCAAAUGAAGGUGAGACCCUUCCAAAGGAUCACUGGAUAUACAAUGAGGUAUUCAAGGGAAAGCAACUUGUGGUCAAGGCAGACAGGGUAGAGAAAAUCAUAUGGACAGAAAGGGACAGAAAAGAGGUCAUCCUGUGGUAUCGAAUUGGACAUGCUACAAAAGUAUUGAAACCAAAAACACUGGUACCCUCUCAUCCUACACUUUGA
Molecule: messenger RNA, 1065 nt
Organism: Desarmillaria tabescens
Lineage: Eukaryota; Fungi; Basidiomycota; Agaricomycetes; Agaricales; Physalacriaceae
Exons: 7
Coding region: 1-1065 (354 amino acids)
Source: RefSeq, a predicted model, not a curated record